Molecule: messenger RNA, 3828 nt
Organism: Terrapene triunguis (Three-toed box turtle)
Lineage: Eukaryota; Metazoa; Chordata; Testudines; Emydidae
Gene: ZDHHC2
Product: zinc finger DHHC-type containing 2
Exons: 13
Coding region: 100-1230 (376 amino acids)
Biological process (GO): protein targeting to membrane; peptidyl-L-cysteine S-palmitoylation
Cellular component (GO): endoplasmic reticulum; Golgi apparatus
Molecular function (GO): protein-cysteine S-palmitoyltransferase activity
Source: RefSeq, a predicted model, not a curated record
GGAGGCAGGCACAGGCGCCGCGCCCUCCCCGCGUUGGCAGGAGGCUGCGGCGGCUCGGCUGGGCUGCUGCGCUGCUAGGGCCCGGGGCUAGUGGCUGGCAUGCGGUGCGGGAAGAUGGCGGCGCCGGCGGCGGGGACGCGGGGCGGUGUGAGGCGGCGCUGCCAGCGGCUGCUCUACUGGGUGCCGGUGCUGUUCAUCUCCAGCAUCCUCUGCUGGUCCUACUACGCCUAUGUCACCCAGCUCUGCCUGCUAUCUAUGGCAAAUAUUGGAGAAAAAGUUGUGUGCCUGAUUGCCUAUCACCUAUUUUUCAUGCUGUUUGUCUGGUCUUACUGGAAAACAAUCUUUACAUUACCAAUGAAUCCUUCAAAAGAAUUCCAUCUAUCAUAUGCAGACAAAGAACUGCUGGAAAGGGAGCCUAGAGGUGAAGCCCAGCAAGAAAUUUUUAGGCGAGCAGCCAAGGACCUUCCUAUCUAUACAAGGACAAUGUCUGGAGCAAUCAGAUACUGUGACAGAUGCCAACUUGUAAAACCAGACCGCUGCCAUCACUGUUCCGUGUGUGACAAAUGUAUUUUGAAAAUGGACCAUCAUUGCCCUUGGGUGAACAACUGCGUUGGAUUCUCCAAUUACAAAUUUUUCCUUCUUUUCUUGGCUUAUUCUCUACUGUACUGCCUUUUCAUUGCUGCAACAGAUUUACAGUAUUUUAUCAAAUUCUGGACAAAUGGCCUUCCUGAUACUCAAGCCAAGUUCCAUAUCAUGUUUUUAUUCUUUGCUGCAGCCAUGUUUUCAGUCAGUUUAUCCUCUCUUUUUGGUUAUCAUUGUUGGCUAGUCAGCAAGAAUAAAUCUACAUUAGAGGCAUUCAGAGCACCUAUAUUUCGCCACGGAACAGACAAGAAUGGCUUUAGCUUGGGCUUCAGCAAAAAUCUAAGACAGGUGUUUGGUGAUGAGAAGAAAUAUUGGCUGCUCCCUGUAUUUACAAGUCUAGGAGAUGGUUGCUCCUUCCCAACUUGUCUUGUUAACCAAGAUCCUGAACAAGUUUCCACACCUGUUGGACUUAAUUCAACAACCAAAAACGAGAAUCACCUUUUUCCACCAAAGACGUUACGAGAUUCCCAGAGCCACCUUCUUACUGAUACUCAGUCUUGGACGGAAUGUAGUGCAAAUACCGAAAAGGGCAAAGUUGUCCCCAAAGGUAUGAGCAAUCUUGGACUAACCGUGGAAAAUGAAACCUAGUCACUGUUAAUGGAAGCAUCUAAAUAUUCAAGGAAAGUUCAAGGUAAAGCUGCUGAUGAAAGGAAGAUGCAUUCUUCCAAAAACCAGCCCCCAUCAGCCAGCUGUUCCUGUCUGCUCCUGUGUGGAUAUGCUCAGAAGAAAUUGACAGCUGAUUAGCUGUUGCCAUGUCAUUGCUUGAAACAUAAGACAUACUGAUAUUUUUGGACUGUAUUAAGAAUGUUUCAACGUACACAAAUUACUGGUAAAAUGCUAAAGGACAUUUCUGAGUAUUAUAUGAGGAGAAAGGGAGAAUCCUUUCAUUAGGAUUAGCGGGACAAAAUUUACUAUUGUGCACAUUCAAGGGCUAGUUUUUACUUUGGUAUUCUGAUAGCACAAGAAAACGUAAACUCCUUACAUAUAGCCCGUCCAUGCUUUUACAUCAGUUUUGAAUCUUGAUAUUAUUUAUGAAUUUCAAUGGCCGUAAGUAGGUUAUUUAAAAAAAAAAGAAUUAUACAUUUUGUGCUGCUGGCUUUAUCCAUGGAAAAGCAUUAUCAGCAUUGAUUUUUGGUAAUUGAGUAGCUUACUGAUUGGUCGGGUACCAUAUUUUGAUUUCAGAUUCUGACUGAGUCAGCUAAUUUAUGAUUUAAAAUCAACCUAAGUGAAAUAGGUUGGAUCAUCUUAGACUAUUUUGGUAGACUUGAUUGCAGAUAGUAUCCCCCCUUCCCCUAUACAGAUAUGACUGCUGGAUUGUAAACACUUAAUUGCUGAAAUAACCUCUCACUUAACUGGAUUGUGCGCUUACAGUUCAGGUUAAUUUUCAUUCUUAGUAGAGUAGUAAGAAGAGGCCCAUAUUGGAGAUGGACUGUGUGUGUAAAUGGAGGUUAGGGCUUUCAGUUACAGCUGCACAGGAUGAUUUCUGUGAAAUUGGGAUUGUUGUGAUACAGCUUCUUAGUUUGGGCCAGCACCUCUUUAGAAAAAUAAAAUGUGUGGACUUAAUGUUACUUAGAAACAUUUGGACCAAAAGUGCUUAAUCUAAAUUGUGGACUUUGAGAAGUACAUGGCCCAAGAACAUUAAUAUGCUUCUCAUGGCUUGGUAAUCAUUACAGACUAAUUAUUGAACAUAAGCUCUUUCCUUUCUCAGUCGUAUUUAAAAUGUUGCAACUUGAUGUACAUACAAAGAGACUUUCAUUGUCAUAACAACAUGUAGUAUUUGCUCUAUUACAGGGACACUGGACAUCCGAUCACUCACAUCAAAAACCCAAACUUGUUUCCCAUAGAAAACCUUUUACAGUGAAAGUAGGAAGGAGAUGUGUACAUAUUCAAUCAGAUGUUGGAUUUCAUAGGAUCAAAGUUUACCAGCCAGAUUUAAAAAGAAAAAAGUGUAUUGCUAGUUUCUGAAACCAAGGAAGUUUCAGCGACACAAAUCUUACUCUGUCUUGUGCCUUUAUAUGCACUACACUUACGGUAUUACAAAAUGUUUACACAAAAUGCAAAGUAUGUUAAUUGCAAAACCAUUUUAAAAAUAAUUAACUUUCUAGUGGGCUAGCUAGAAAAAUUAAAAUAGGAUCUUUAAAAUUGCACGUAAGACUAUGGGAUCAGGGAACAGUUGAGAAGCAGAUAAGGAAUUCAGCUCUCAAAACUCAGUUGAUCAGAUUGGAUCACAGGAUCAUAUAAAACAGAAAGAUAAAGUACAGGAUAUAGAACUGAUCUCCAUUAUUAUUUCUGUAUUUGUAAUAGCAGGAAGGUAAAUCUUUAAGAAACAAGAAAUGUUCAGAACACAGGGAACUGGAGUAAAUUACUGUUGUUAGAAUUUUUGUUUCUAGUAAAACAUUAUUAUUAUUACCUCUUUUACAACCAAAUAAUUCUAGAUCAUUGGUUCAAAAUUGUUCUCCUGGGAUGGUUUUAACCAUUAUCACUUUUAGAUGAGAAUUUUGAUCUGACAUGGACCAAUGUCUCUGUGGAAAAGUGUUCAGCAGGUAUGGUUUUAAUGUUUUUUUAUUAUUAUGAAUGAGUUUUUUCCUUAAAUUUUACUCAUCUGAAGACAUCUCUUAUAGAUUCCAUUACCGGAAGUGCCAGCAUAUGAUCUAUAGAUGUGGAACAUUUUUAAACUAGCCUUUGAGGGUAACACUGUUUACAUGAUCCAUGUAAACAUUUUGCAGCCAGGAUUUCCGUAGCACACUACUUGUUUCCUCAGUGUUACUCUGUCAGGAGUUUACUUUGUAUCAGUGUUUAUUUAAAAGUUGGUAACUGUCAACAUGAUCAGAGAGAUGGGGUGGAGAAAGGACUAAAUACUUUAAUUUUUCAUGCUUUCAUAAUCUGUAUAUUUGUUUGUAAGUAAUUAUUCAGCUGCAGCGUUGUCUGUCAAAAUCACGAGUGUGCAUUAAAAAUAUAUACAUAUGAAGUGACAUGUCCAACUUCUUAAAAAUUAGCUUUAAUGUAAGUUUAAUGUAAUAUUCUAUCUAUAUAACAGUAAAUAUGAUUUAAUAUACAGUGUCUUUGCAAUAAAAUUCAUACCAGAAGGGGCUCCCUCUAAAUCUGGAUCUCCUUCCUCCUCUGACCUAUAAGAAGAACUCUCAGUAGGGUUGGGAUCUGUGCAGAGCCGGCUCCAGGGUUUUUGCU